UCCAGGGUCUGGGUCCUACCUACACAGGGCACCUGAGGACGUGGAGGGCACAUACAACACAUGCUCCUUGUUUUCCAGCCGCUGAGAGCCAUGGCCUCCAACUUCAUGCCCCUCCAGAGACCAUGGAAAGCUUGGAGAACUUGGGAAAAUUAUCCCACAGCAGAUGCUGUGGCCUGCAUGCUGUGUGUUGCUGAAGAGGAACAGCUGACUGCUAACACCUCCCGCAUUCAGGGGACUGUGAUGGCCACCCCAACACCUGAAUCAACAUCCAGUGGGGAAGGUGAGCCCAGGAACUGUGUGGUGUGUGGGGACCGAGCCACAGGUUAUCAUUUCCAUGCCCUGACCUGUGAGGGCUGCAAGGGCUUCUUCAGACGAACGAUCAGUAAAAGCACUGGUCUCACUUGCCCUUUUGCUGGAAGCUGUGAAAUCAGCAAGGCCCGGAGGCGGCACUGCCCUGCCUGCAGGUUGCAGAAGUGUCUAGAUGCUGGCAUGAGGAAGGACAUGAUACUGUCAGCAGAAGCCCUGGCAUUGCGGCGAGCCAAGCAGGACCAGCGGCGGGCCAAGCAAGCAGCUCUGCAGCUGAGUAAGAAGCAGAAAGAGAUAGUCCAGACCCUGCUGGAGGCUCACACUCGCCACCUGGGGACCAUGUUUGACCAGUUUGUUCAGUUCAGACCCCCAGCGCACCUGUUCAUCCAUCACCAGCACUCAACCGCCACAGCCCCAGUGCUGCCACUGCUCACGCACUUUGCAGAUAUCAACACUUUCAUUUUGGAGCAAGUUAUCAAGUUCACCAAGGAACUGCCCCUUUUCCGGUCCCUACCCAUGGAGGACCAAAUCUUCCUUCUCAAGGGAGCAGCAAUAGAAAUGGGUCAGAUUGCACUUAAUACCACUUUCUGUCUCCAAACACAAAACUUCUUCUGUGGGCCUCUUCGCUACACUUUGGAAGAUGGAGCUCAUGUAUCUCCCACAGUGGGAUUCCAGAGAGACUUUUUGGAGUUAUUUUUUCGCUUCCAUGGGACACUGAGACAACUGCAACUCCAAGAGCCUGAGUAUGUGCUCAUGGCUGCCAUGGCCCUCUUCUCUCCUGACCGGCCUGGGGUUACCCAGAAGGAAGAGAUUGAUCAGCUGCAAGAGGAGAUGGCACUGACUCUGGACAGAUACAUCAGGGGCCAGCAGCCCAGGCCUCGAAAUCAGUUUCGGUAUGCAAAGCUGCUGGGCCUGUUGGUGGAGCUCCGGAGCAUUCACAGCACAUACUGGCACCAAAUCCAGCACAUCCAUGGAUUUCUCGCCAUGAUGCCCCUGCUCCAGGAGAUCUGCAGCUAA
Fukomys damarensis (Damara mole-rat) is the source of this 1323-nucleotide messenger RNA. RefSeq names its product nuclear receptor subfamily 1 group I member 3 (gene Nr1i3). NCBI's taxonomy places the organism in Eukaryota, Metazoa, Chordata, Mammalia, Rodentia, Bathyergidae. The transcript has 9 exons. The coding region runs from base 61 to 1323 and encodes 420 amino acids. Gene Ontology annotation, biological process: cell differentiation; negative regulation of transcription by RNA polymerase II; positive regulation of transcription by RNA polymerase II. Gene Ontology annotation, molecular function: zinc ion binding; nuclear receptor activity; RNA polymerase II cis-regulatory region sequence-specific DNA binding. The record is from RefSeq and is a predicted model, not a curated record.